Cotesia glomerata is the source of this 1737-nucleotide messenger RNA. RefSeq lists its product as uncharacterized. The coding region runs from base 133 to 1737 and encodes 534 amino acids. Lineage: Eukaryota; Metazoa; Arthropoda; Insecta; Hymenoptera; Braconidae. Gene Ontology annotation, biological process: DNA integration; DNA recombination. Gene Ontology annotation, molecular function: DNA binding. The record is from RefSeq and is a predicted model, not a curated record. The transcript has 2 exons.
CUAAAGGAGCCUUCGCACAGCAGUAGCAGACACGGUAACGCGAGUUCAAGCAGAACUUCCAAACGCGAUAAUUUUCGCACCGAUUAAGAAGGAGAUGCUAGCGGUAUACCAGGCGCUGGCCCAGCAGGGUCAAUGCCUGAGAGGAGCCCACAUCCUCCUGCAGUCGGACAAUCGUACGGUGGUUUCCUACAUCUGAAAGGAGGGGGGAACAAGGUCAUUGGAGCUAUACAGCCUCACGUACCAGCUCCUCACCCUGGUCGACGAGCUCCAGAUAGUGCUGUCAGCAUAUUACCUUCCAGGAAGAUACAACGGCACCGCAGACCGACUCUCGAGAAAAAGGGCGCUACCCGAGUGGCACCUCCUACCAGAGGCUACCGAGGAGAUCUUCAGACAAUGGGGAACACCAGAAAUAGAUCUAUUCGCCUCGGCCGAGUCCACAGUGGUCAAAACUUAUGUAUCGCUAGACUGCAGAGAUCGAUCGACAGCAUUUACAGAUGCCUUCAGUCAGGCAUGGGACUUCAACCUCGCUUGGCUGUUUCCUCCGCCCAGCUUAAUUCCACGGGUACUAGCGCACCUGAACAAGUGCCAGGGCCAGUUCCUACUAGUAGCUCCCAGGUGGGAGAGGACUUUCUGGCUACCGGAUCUAGCCAACAGGAGUGUAGAACCUCCUAUGACGAUCAGGAAUCUAGAGAGGGUACUGAUAGACCUGACAACAGGCAACCCACCUCCACAGGUAGAGCAGCUUACUCUGCAGGUGUGGAGGAUUGGGUGUGGAAGUCAGCUACCAAGGACUGGAAGCCCCAGGAAAGAGAUUUGAUUAAAUCUAGCUGGAGAACUUCGACACUGUCGACAUACAGAGCACCACUCAACAGAUGGAUCACCUGGUGCCAGAAGAACAACCUAGACCCUGGUUCUCCGAGAGGAUCGGACCUAGCGAAAUUUCUUGCAAGUCUCCACUUAGAGGAGGGUCUAGCGUACAGUACGAUCCUAGUACACAAAUCGGCAAUUGCGACAUUUUGCUCAGGAGGGCAGAGCAUGGACCUCUCAGCAGAUUUCCUGGUUCGCCAGGCUUUGAAGGCCAUCUCCACUGCUAGACCUAGGAAGAUAAAGGCGUCAGUAUGGGACACCGGACUCCUGUUCAAGUGGUUAACCGCCGAAAUUCCAGGGUUAACCCUGUUUGAGGUAGCACGACGAACAGCGACCAUAUUAUUGUUGGCUUCAGGUCGCCACAUCCAUGAUUUGACUCUAUUAAGAAUUUCGAAAGAGCACGUGACCAACCUGGGAAAAGAAAUCAUCUUGUGGCCCGCCUUCAGGCCGAAGACGGACAGGGCGAGCUUCAGGAAAUCUGGUUGGAGGCUAUCCAAGAAUAGUAACAUUAGGAUUUGCCCAGUAACGUGGACCAGAACCUGGAUAGAGCUGUCAGAAAAGAGACGUGAGGGUAGUAACCUGGAGGAACUUUUCAUAACAUUAACGGGGCCAGUCAGGGCGGCCUCGCAGACUGUAAUAUCGGGCUGGAUCCGCUCGGUGUUGAAGGACGCAGGCAUCGAUGCGUCACCAGGUAGCAUCCGAGCUGCAGUUGCAUUCAGAGGGUGGAUAGAUGAUAUGCCGGUGCAGGAGAUAUUAGACAGAGGCAACUGGAAGUGUUCGGAAACAUUCGCAAGGCACUAUUGCAGGCAGGUUACCAGGGAGGAAGAAGCACCAGCGAUCUCACUGGCGAGCAAUUUCAAGCCUACCUAG